This is a messenger RNA of Anneissia japonica, 2479 nucleotides long. Its product is annotated as mitochondrial thiamine pyrophosphate carrier-like. Gene Ontology annotation, cellular component: mitochondrial inner membrane. Gene Ontology annotation, molecular function: thiamine transmembrane transporter activity. Gene Ontology annotation, biological process: thiamine pyrophosphate transmembrane transport. The record is from RefSeq and is a predicted model, not a curated record. NCBI's taxonomy places the organism in Eukaryota, Metazoa, Echinodermata, Crinoidea, Comatulida, Comatulidae. Bases 171 to 1124 code for a protein of 317 amino acids. The transcript is spliced from 5 exons.
CAAUGUAUUUACCAAAAGUGAAGUAAUUUUUGUUUUGUUAUAUUCUGCUGGAAUUGAAGACGAGAUUAAAGACACAAAAACACAAAAUGUGAAAGUGAUUACUCAAUAAAUAGCUUUUAUCAGAAAUCCGAAUAAGCCUACCUGUGUCAAGAGUAUUAUUACUAGCUGGCAUGGUGGGUUUUGACCCAAACAAAGCUAGGCAGUUGACACCAUUCGACCACGCUGCUGCUGGUGCAGUGAGCGGGAUAGUCACCCGGGCUGUUGCCCAGCCGCUCGAUGUUCUCAAAAUAAGAUUCCAGCUUCAAGUGGAGCCAUUGAAACUUGGUCCAGGCUCAAAAUACACUGGCCUUAGGCAGGCUGUGUGCAGGAUAUAUCAGGAAGAGGGUGUCACUGCUUUCUGGAAGGGACAUGUCGCUGCCCAAUCCUUGUCUGUAGUUUUUGGGAUUACACAGUUUGUCAGCUUUGAGUUCCUAACUAAGAGUGUAUUUAGCCGGCUUCCUGAAAAUCUGACACAGCCCGUCUACAAACCAGUCUAUCACUUUUUUUGUGGGGGUAUUGCUGGGUGUGUGUCUACCUGUGUGUCGCAGCCUGUUGACGUCUUGAGAACUCGUCUUGUAUCUCAGGGAGAACCAAAGGUAUACAAAGGCAUCAGACAUGCAGUGGGUAUGAUGUACAAGGAAGGUGGUAUACAGACAUUCUACAAGGGAUUGACACCUACUAUCAUACAGCUGUUUCCUUACACCGGCCUUCAGUUUGGUUUCUAUUCAUUCUUCAAGACUGCUUGGAAUUCAGCUAUCUCUAAGAAUAAUGAAAUAGGUUCCAUUGCAAGUGGGUUGUGUGGAUCCGCAGCCGGGUUCUGUUCCAAGAUCACAGUCUACCCACUCGACCUUAUCAAGAAAAGACUGCAAGUGCAAGGAUUUGAAGAGGCCCGUAAGUCCUUUGGUUCUGUUCAGAAGUGUUCUAGUCUGUUAGAUUGCAUAUGCUCCAUAGCUAGGCAUGAGGGCUUAGGUGCAUUCUAUAAGGGACUGUCACCGAGCCUGCUCAAGGCUGUUGUUACUGCUGGCCUUACAUUCUCAGUAUAUGAACAAACUUGUGCAAUAUUGUCUUAUCGACAUGGCAGUUGACAGCGCUCAUUUUAAAACAUUUACUGCAAUUUUUCCCCAACCAAAACAUGCACAUUUCCAUCAGCGCAGAGUAUUAUGCAUAAAAACUAUUUAAUAACUGUUACAUAUAUUGCCAUAAAUUAUUUUUUGUAUUUAUAAAUAUAAGUAUAAACAAUAUAAUUAUCAGGUGAAUGCGUAUGGAACUUGCCUUCCGUGGGAACCAGUUUUUGAAUUUUGGAUUUUGAGGUAUUUAUCUUUCUAGAAUGUCUUUUUCUAAAUUUGUUGUUUAAGAAAAAAAAACUGUUAUCGGAAUUAUAAGAUUGUGUGUUUGUGUGAGUGAUGUUGCAUGAUCUGUUCAUUUGUUUUUGUUUUGUUCAGAUGUUUAUCUUCGAUAUAUUUUAUUGCUGGGAUAAUUGGAGGACUAGGGAUUAAUUAUCCCUGAGAAAUUCUCCAUGGUAAAGAAUAAAACUAACAAAUAAACAAACCCCCACGGUGCAACUUGUCUAGAAUUGGUAGUGCAGUACCUUUGUGUUGACCAUAAACUGUCCCCAAUUAUUUUUUUUUUUGGCGCAAUGCAAUGAAUUCUCUUUAAUGUAAGUAUAAUACCUGUUAUUUCAAUUUUGCGUCAGGCAAAUACCAUACGAGUGAUAUUUUGCCCUACCUGACCGAACACUCAGUACGUUCCCAAAUACUUUAAAAAAAAGUUUACAAAUGUCCCCAUUCGCAAAAUUCUCGCCCAAAUCACUUGCAAAUUUUUUUUGCAAGUAUUUUAGGACGUACUGAAUAUUGGGUAUAACAUGUUAGGUAGGGCAAAACAUCACUAGUACUAUAAUACCUACCAUUCAAUAUUCAUCAAAAUUGCUGGUUUUUAGGAACUUAGCAAACUACAGUAUCAUCUGUUGAUAUUCUUUGGAUUGUGCCUAAUAAUAUACAGUUUUUUAUUGUAAUGUAUGCAGGAUUACAUUGUAAGAAUUAGUUGUGCUAGGGGUUGUAGAGGGAAAAUUAACACUGUGUGUGUUCGAAUGGAUAAAUUUACAGUAGAACCCCUAUUAAGGGGACACCUUUGUGACUAAAAAAAGUGUCCCCUGAAUAGGGGUUGGCUGUAGUGUUAAAAUAUGUACCUUCCCAUGUUUCAUGGCUGAAAAAGUGUCCCCUUAAUUAGGAGUCUCCCCUUAAUAGGGGUGUCCCGAAGGAGGGUUCUACUGUAUACCUGUAUGCUAAGAAUAAGAGACUUGGUUUAAAAGCAUUGCUCCAUCCUGUAAGUGGCAAUUGUACUUGCUGUGGGAUGUGAAGGAAAUAAAAAUAAAAAUUUUAAUUUGCAUGUCAAAUCAUCAAGAAAAAAAAUGAUUGAAUUAUCAUCUUGGGAAGCAAUUCAA